Tripterygium wilfordii is the source of this 1796-nucleotide messenger RNA. Its product is annotated as purple acid phosphatase-like. Gene Ontology annotation, molecular function: metal ion binding; acid phosphatase activity. NCBI's taxonomy places the organism in Eukaryota, Viridiplantae, Streptophyta, Magnoliopsida, Celastrales, Celastraceae. Bases 93 to 1520 code for a protein of 475 amino acids. The transcript is spliced from 8 exons. The record is from RefSeq and is a predicted model, not a curated record.
AUCUGUUCGUGUGUGUAUAUACAUGAAUGGGCGUUUAGACUGGUGAGUAUUGAUUAGGGUGUGCACAGUGCAGUACAAGCUAAAUACCAAAAAUGGGUAUUCUGGGUUCUUAUUCUUCUUCUCCAUUUUGGGUCUUUUGCUUGUUUGUUUUGUUGGGUUUCGUUUUGAAUGCUGCAGUAUUGUGCGAUGGAGGCAAAACAAGCAGUUUUGUCAGGAAAAUAGAGAAAACUGUAGAUAUGCCUAUUGACAGUGAUGUCUUUCAAGUUCCUCCUGGAUUCAAUGCUCCUCAACAGGUCCAUAUAACACAAGGAGAUCAGGUAGGGAAAGCAGUGAUAGUGUCAUGGGUUACUCCGAACGAAGCCGGUUCGAAUACGGUGUUAUACUGGAGCGAAAACAGCAAGGACAAGAACAAGGCAGAGGGAAAAGUGUACACCUAUAAGUUCUACAAUUACACCUCUGGUUACAUUCAUCACUGCACCAUCAGAAAUCUGGAGUUCAAUACUAAGUACUACUAUGAGGUUGGGAUUGGUCAAAGUGAGCGCCAAUUUUGGUUCACAACUCCUCCUGAAAUUGGACCUGAUGUGCCUUAUACAUUUGGUCUUAUCGGGGAUCUUGGACAGAGUUUUGAUUCGAACAGCACGCUUACACACUAUGAAUUGAACCCGCAAAAAGGACAGGCAGUGCUUUUUGUUGGAGAUCUUUCUUACGCGGAUAACUACCCGAAUCAUGAUAAUGUUAGAUGGGAUACAUGGGGAAGGUUUAUAGAGAGAAGUGCUGCUUAUCAACCUUGGAUAUGGACUGCCGGCAAUCAUGAGAUUGACUAUGCCCCAGAAAUUGGGGAGAAAAAGCCUUUCAAGCCUUACACUCAUCGGUAUCACGUUCCCUAUAGAGCGUCGGAUAGUUCUGAACCCUUUUGGUAUUCAAUAAAGAGAGCUUCAGCACACAUUAUAGUUUUGGCUUCAUACUCGGCCUACGGAAAAUACACUCCUCAAUACAAAUGGCUAGAACAGGAGCUACCGAAAGUUAACAGGAGUGAGACACCAUGGUUGAUUGUUCUUAUGCAUUCUCCAUGGUAUAAUAGCUACAACUAUCAUUACAUGGAAGGAGAAUCCAUGAGAGUAAUGUAUGAGCCAUGGUUUGUCCAGUACAAGGUCGAUGUGGUAUUCGCUGGUCAUGUCCAUGCCUAUGAACGAUCUGAGCGUGUAUCGAACGUUGCAUACAACAUUGUGAAUGGUAUGUGCAAACCUGUAAGCGAUCAGAACGCUCCGGUUUACAUAACCAUUGGUGAUGGGGGAAAUCUUGAAGGCUUAGCUACCAACAUGACAGAACCUCAGCCGGAUUACUCAGCUUAUCGCGAGGCCAGUUUCGGUCAUGCAAUCUUCGAUAUUAAGAACCGAACCCAUGCUUACUAUAAUUGGCACCGUAAUCAAGAUGGUUACCCUGUGGAAGCCGAUUCCUUCUGGUUUUUCAACAGAUACUGGCAUCAAAUUGAUGAUUCUACGACGACUUCCCAUUUGUGAUGAAUAAACUCUGCCUUCCCAUUUGUGAUGAAUAAACUCUGCGUUCUCUUGUUUGCAAACCCAGAAUUACUGCACAAGCUAAUAAUGACUCAGAUCUCCACUCCACCCUUGUUGGUGUGUUCAUUCACCGGUCUGGAUUUCCUUACCUUCGUCCUUGUAGCCACUGGAACUUUUGUAAAGUCUACCAGGCUCCUUUCCUUUGUAAGCACUAAGCAUUGUUAACACUACGGCUCACACUUGAGUUGCAGAGAAAUUAAAGACUUUUUCCAGAGCAAA